AUGGAAUCGCUACCGACUAGAAGCAACCGAUUCUUACUUUUCGUCUUGGUGGUCUUGACUCUGGAACAGUUUCAGUGGAUUCAGGCCCAGCACUGCGUGUGGUAUAGCGAAUGUGGAGAGUCCACCAAGGUCCCAGGGAAGAAGUACAACUGCAACUACACCGGUCCUCCGAUCCCACUGGCUGCUGAGGGUCAUGAACUUCUCACGGAGUUGUGCCCAGGCUAUAACUAUGGUGAUCAAAGGCUCUGCUGCAAUGUAGACCAGCUACGCACACUGAAAGGAAGUCUGCAGCUGCCCCUUCAGUUCCUCUCUCGGUGCCCUGCCUGUUUCUUCAAUUUGAUGAACCUGUUCUGUGAGCUGACUUGUAGUCCUCACCAAAGCCAGUUUAUGAUUGCCACCAAUGUCACCCUAGACACAGAACAAGCAGGCAAAUUCAAUGUGGAGGCAGUGGACUACUACAUUGGACAAACGUUUGCAAACGCCAUGUACAACGCUUGUAAGGACGUCCAGGCACCCUCUAGCAACGUGAAGGCCUUGUCACUGUUGUGUGGCAAAGAUGCAAAAGACUGUAAUGCCACUAACUGGAUCCAGUACAUGUUUGACAUCAACAAUGGCCAGAGUCCCUUCCCCAUUAACCCUAUAUUCUCCGACGUUCCAGUGUCGGGCUUCAUUCCCAUGAACAACAAGACAUAUGACUGCUCAGAGGGCCUGGAGGAUGGCUCAGGGCCCUGCUCCUGUCAGGACUGCACCAAGGCCUGUGGCCCCAAGCCGGUCCCUCCGCCCCUCCCCCCACCCUGGAAAAUCUUCGGCAUUGACGCCAUGGUUAUCAUCAUGUGGAUUUCCUACAUGGCAUUCCUGUUUGUCUUCAUUGGAGCUGUGCUGGGAGCCUGGUGUUACAGGAAAAGGACAAUCAUGUCCGAGUAUGUCCCCAUAUUGGACAGCAAUAACCCUCUCUCUGUGAACAAUAGUCAAGACCAAGCAGACGCAUCAUGCUGUGAAACACUGGGUGAGCGCUUCGAAAACAUGAUGCGGAUCCUCUUUACCGCCUGGGGAUCCUUCUGCGUGAGGCAGCCCCUGGUAGUAAUACUGGGCACCCUAAUCGUGGUGGCAGCCUCCUCGGCAGGCCUGGUCUACAUGCGCAUCACCACCAACCCCGUCGAGCUGUGGUCGUCACCGGUCAGCCAGGCACGCCAGGAGAAAGACUACUUUGACACCCACUUCGGGCCCUUCUUCAGAACUGAACAGCUCAUCAUCACCACCCCCCUCAAUGAUACCUUCCUCUACUCGCCUUACUUCGGAGGGUCCGACGUCCCUUUCAGUGCCAUUCUUGACAAAGACAUCCUGCACCAGGUGUUGGAUCUGCAGCUGGACAUCGAGGGUCUUGUUGCAACAUAUAAAGGUGAAAACGUGACACUGAAGGAUAUUUGCCUGGCUCCUCUGGCCCCCUACAAUGACAACUGCACCAUCCUCAGUGUCCUCAACUACUUCCAGAACAGCCAUGCUAAGCUGGACCGCAGCAUAGGAGAUGACUUCUUUGUCUAUGCUGACUUUCACAGCCACUUCCUCUACUGUGUCAGUGCUCCGGCAUCCCUCAAUGAUACUACUCUUCUCCAUGAGCCCUGUAUUGGCACUUACGGAGGCCCUGUCUUCCCCUGGCUGGCCCUUGGAGGUUAUGACAGCACAAACUACAAUAAUGCCACGGCUCUAGUGAUCACGUUCCCCGUCAACAACUACCUCAAUGACUCAGUCAAGCUGGCCAAAGCUCUGGCAUGGGAGAAAGAGUUCAUCCGCUUUAUGAAGAGUUACCACAACCCAAACCUGACCAUAGCUUUUAAUACCGAGAGGAGCAUCGAAGAUGAGAUUGACAGGGAGAGCAACAGCGAUAUCAACACCAUAGUAGUCAGCUAUGUCAUUAUGUUUGUCUACAUCUCCCUGGCUCUGGGUCACAUCCAGAGCUUCAGGCGACUGCUGGUGGAUUCCAAGAUCUCUCUGGGUAUAGCGGGCAUCCUGAUUGUGCUGGGCUCUGUGGCCUGUUCCCUUGGGAUCUUCAGCUAUGCCGGCGUCCCGCUCACCCUCAUCGUCAUUGAGGUCAUCCCAUUCCUGGUGUUGGCUGUGGGAGUGGACAACAUCUUCAUUAUCGUGCAGACAUACCAGAGGGAUGAGCGGAUGCAACAUGAGGAGCUGCAUCAGCAGAUUGGCCGUAUCCUCGGUGAUGUCGCUCCCAGUAUGUUUCUGUCUUCCCUGUCCGAGACCGUGGCCUUCUUUCUUGGAGCCCUUUCCAACAUGCCAGCGGUGAGAACCUUCUCUCUGUUUGCUGGUUUGGCAGUCUUUAUUGACUUCCUGUUGCAGAUCAGCUGCUUCGUCAGCCUGCUUGGCCUGGAUGCCAAAAGACAGGAGGGGAAUCGUUUGGACAUCAUAUGCUGUGUGAAGCUGUCAGAGGGUCAGGAGGCGAAGACUGAGGGUUUCCUCUUCCACUGCUUCAAGAAGGUCUAUGCCCCCUUCAUUCUCAAAGAGUGGAUGCGACCCAUAGUAGUGGCAGUGUUUGUGGGGAUGCUCUCCUUCAGUAUUGCAGUGGUGAAUAAAGUAGAUAUUGGACUGGACCAGAAACUCUCCAUGCCUGAUGACUCCUAUGUACUGGAGUACUUCAAAAACAUCAGCAUGUACCUCCACACUGGACCCCCGGUGUACUUUGUGGUAGAAGAUGGACUGAACUACACCAGCCUUGAAGGCCAAAAUGCUGUGUGCGGUGGAGUGGGCUGCAACAACAACUCUCUGGUCCAGCAGGUCUACUCUGCCUCACUUAUCAGCAACUACACCACCAUCGCUGUCACACCAUCCUCUUGGAUAGAUGACUACUUUGACUGGGUGAAGCCCCAGUCCAGCUGCUGUCGUUAUUACAACACUACCAAGGCCUUCUGCAAUGCCUCUGUGGUGAAUCCCUCCUGUGUACUCUGUCGACCUAUGACUGCUAGUGGAAAGCAGAGACCUGAAGGAGAAGACUUCAUGGAGUUUUUACCCAUGUUCCUCUCAGACAACCCCAACAUUAAGUGUGGAAAAGGUGGCCAUGCCGCCUACAGCACAGCCGUGGCCUUGUAUCCCAAUGACACAUGGGUCGGGGCAACCUAUUUCAUGACUUACCACAGCAUCCUAAAGGAGUCCCCAGACUUCAUAAAGGCCCUUAAAAUGGCCCGAAUCCUGGCUGACAAUAUCACGCAGUCUGUGGGCCACAAAGUUUUCCCCUACAGCGUAUUCUAUGUGUUCUACGAGCAGUAUCUGACCAUUGCCUAUGACACGGCUCUAAACCUGAGUGUGUCACUGGCAGCCAUAUUUGUAGUGACCACCGUGUUACUGGGUUUUGAGCUGUGGUCAGCUGUUCUCGUCAGCGUUACCAUCGCCAUGAUCCUGGUCAACAUGUUUGGUGUCAUGUGGUUGUGGAACAUCAGUCUCAAUGCUGUGUCCCUGGUGAACCUGGUCAUGAGCUGUGGUAUCUCCGUUGAGUUCUGCAGUCACAUUGUGCGAGCCUUCUCCGUCAGUGUGAAGAGCACCAGAGUGGAGCGGGCCGAGGAAGCCCUUGCCCACAUGGGCAGCUCAGUGUUCAGUGGGAUAACGCUGACAAAGUUUGGGGGCAUCCUGAUUCUGGCCCUGUCGAAGUCCCAGAUCUUCCAGAUCUUCUACUUCCGCAUGUACCUGGCCAUAGUGCUGCUGGGGGCCACACAUGGCCUCAUCUUCCUCCCUGUGCUGCUCAGCUAUAUAGGUCCCUCGGUGAACAAAGCUAAGGCGCUUGCAGCCAACAAGCGCUACGUCGGUACAGAAAGGGAGUGCCUCCUCAAGUACUAGCAAGCUGGUUGAGUCGAUGAACAAUGAAAUAACCAAUUUAUUUGUCCGGAAGAGACUGUGUGGAUGUGACACAGGCAGUGUCCGUCUUUACUGACAAACUCAUCGUUGCCACUACUAUGCAUGGAUUCUAACUCAGGAAUACUUCAUGGGAGUAGGAGUGCCAGAGGCCUUGACCAGAUCUCGUAUGUCUUAUGUUCAUCUGUAGAUUUUGGACCCCUUCCUUCCUUGUUCUACAGGCCAAUUCUGAUUUCUGUCUGUUGCGUGGGAGCACUGUGUGCUGCAAAACUGAGAAAUGAAUCAUGAGCGAUGUGGAAUUGGGAAGAAUGUCAUCCUCAGCAUGAGUUUACGGACAAAUUAUGACUCAAAACUGUUUUCAUAUAGGAAACUUAAAAGGGUAAUAUUUGUUGGUAUUUUUUAGUAUACUGUAUGUGUGUGUGUGUGUGUGUGUAUAUAUUAUAUAUAAUCAAUAUAUACACACACACCGGCAAAGAUAGAAUGUGUAAAGGAAAAUGAUUUUGCAAACGUUUACUAAUAUGGCAGUCUUGUAGAACUAUUUGAUACCAUAAAUCAACUCACUGCACCACCGUGUAUACUGUCAUGUGACUAACAGAUGAUAAUGACACUAAUAUAAGUAUACAAAUAUAGCCAAAUGCGGCAAUGAAUGGGGUCCAAGCACAAUAAUGUGUACCAAAUCUGGUAGCGUUUUAAUCUAAAAAUAUGCGUAGCUGGAAUUAGUGUUCCCAUUUAUAGAAAAAAUAGUGACAAACUUCCAGAUUGACUAUAUAUGUUGCAGUGAAGUAAAGUUUUUACACUUAUGGGCUUGUGUGUUUUGAAAGGGCAAAAGGCUGAUUUUUGAGUACCUGUGCAGAAAUGGUCGGUUACACUUUUAGAGGUGUAAUAAGGUGGUAAUUAUCACGUAAUUUCUUAGAAAUAAGGUUGAAAAUUACUUUGUAAUUUGGGUUCAGUUAGGGUUAGUGUUGGCUGUAGAAUUAUAAAAACUACCACCUUAUUACUAGGAAAUUGCAAGGUAAUUUCAACCUUAUUUUUAAGAAAUUACGUGAUAAUUACCACCUUAUUACUAGGUAAUUUCCGACCCCCUAAAAUAAAGUGUUACCAAAUUGUUGUUAAUAAGCCACAUCUGAUUUCAUCAAGCAUGACCAAAAUUUGUAAGUCAAAUGAUGUUGAAGCAUAUGAGCAAGAUCCUAUAAAAAAAACAAAAAAACAAUUGUGGUCAGUUACAAGAUACAGACGCUGUUGUGGACCAUAUGAAGACAGACAGACAUGUGCUUCGUAUUUAGGUUUGAUUGAUGAAUGGUAAUUGAGUUAUUGCCAGUCUUGUGUUGGGCAGUGCUCAGUUGAUCAGUUAUCUGUGGACAACUGUUCUGGAGGAUGGUCCCAAGAUGGGCCACACCAUGUUAUGUUUUGAUGAAUGGCCUAGAAGAAGUGGGAAAAACAACGUUUUGGGUUUUUUUUAGGAUUAAGGUUCAAAUUGGCUGAAAGUGAUAAAUUGUUGGACUCGACGUGUUCCAAAGAAUUGGGGGGCAUAAGCAUUUCCACGAGACAAAUGGGUGAAGGAGUUACCGACCAAAAUGUAACACAGCUUAUUAUAGCGCCGCCAUGUGGCCAAUCAAUGUAGUUUUCUAAGUAUAGGCUUAGACCUGUCAGCCCACAUUGGCUGCUGUAGCUCGUACAGUUUCUGAGAUCCACGUGGUUUUUAGGGCAGAAGGAGAAAAAGAAGAAUCCCAAGAGGGUCCCUUAAAAAUAGCUGCAUGUAGCAAUGGGCCAUAUAUCACUAUAGUAUUUAUUUUUCUAUUUGCUGCUCAACGCUCUACAAUACUUGUGAGAAAUGGCCGCUCGUAUACCUGAGGGGCCAUUUGUAUUUUUGCCAUGACAAUUAUUCUCUUUGUUUUUGGCAAACUUGAGUUCAGGCCAAUGAGAUGGAUGACCAAGUCUGACACCCAUUUGGCCUCACGGUUCCUUAGAGGAAGUCUGCUGAAGGGUUGUCAGUUAAUCCUAAAUGGUGGUGCAAUGUGGCGGUGUUGAGGGUUUGAAUUUGAGACCUUAACUUUGUGACGCUCCCAUCCCACCACACACACACACACACACACACCUCAUGGGAAACAUGUUCUCAUCUUUUUUCACAGCGCACACAUGGACUAAUGGCUUUUUGCUCGUGUUGGACCGUGUCAGCAGUGCGUGGUCAUGUUUAAAGUGAAUUGUCGGCAUAUUGGCGAGGACCUUGAAUAUAUGACACAUCUCUUGACAUAUAAUGUAUCCAGCUUUCAGCCGGUCAGUUAGCCAUGUGAUGACCACCUGUUACCUGUUCAGAUGUUAACUGGACGUGCAGUUUAUGGGAAGUUGUUGAAGAGGUCAUCUUGAGAUUUUGGAUGGGAAAAUUGCAGUCAAAUGUGAAAUGGUUGCAUUUACUCUUAAUUGAAAGCCGUCGUCUUCUCUUGUCGGCUGCAUAGUCACGUCCUUGAUAGCUUUGACAAGUUUCACAUCAGCCGGCCUUGCCGAGUCGAAAUGACAGCAGUUUAAGUAUUUCAAACAUUAGUUCUGUAUUGUGUCUGUUAAAUAUGUCCACUGGUUUCUGCGUGUCGCUGUUAAUACUUGUGUUAAUUUUUUUUUUUGUCUUUUCUUAGCUUUUGGGAAAAAGUGCAGCAACCAAGCAAACAUGAAACCUUCCACGUGUGUCCACGUGCAUGUAUGAUAAGCUGCGGGUAUGGCCCCAUGUCUCCCAGCUGCUUGGAAGAUUCAGUUUUGCUUUGUUUUGGUUUUGUUUAAGCUGUCACAACGCACAGGGAACAGUCUCUCUGCGAGGUGUUUGAGGAAAAUGAUUAAACAAUUAAAAUGA
Molecule: messenger RNA, 6691 nt
Organism: Lampris incognitus (smalleye Pacific opah)
Lineage: Eukaryota; Metazoa; Chordata; Actinopteri; Lampriformes; Lampridae
Gene: npc1
Product: Niemann-Pick disease, type C1
Exons: 25
Coding region: 1-3837 (1278 amino acids)
Cellular component (GO): membrane
Molecular function (GO): lipid carrier activity
Source: RefSeq, a predicted model, not a curated record